Molecule: messenger RNA, 1002 nt
Organism: Nyctereutes procyonoides (raccoon dog)
Lineage: Eukaryota; Metazoa; Chordata; Mammalia; Carnivora; Canidae
Product: basic proline-rich protein-like
Exons: 6
Coding region: 1-1002 (333 amino acids)
Source: RefSeq, a predicted model, not a curated record
AUGGCGAAAUUCGAGCUGCCAAAGGUUAAUCAACCAGCUGUCAAGAUUCCUGGCUAUUUAAUCCUGGAGCAGGGAAGAGCCACCUCCAUCACACCACUGAGAAACGUUACCUUCAUUUCAUUACGAUCUGGGCUGGCCUAUCGGUUUGACCAACAGAGCAUGAAGAAAGUGCCCGUGCUGGGCCCCUUGGGGGUCACGGACCCCAGCGUUAACCCAAGACCCCAAAGCAGCACCAAUGGUUCCAGGUACAUUCGGCAACGAGGGAGGGAGAGAAGAUUCGGUCCAGAUUCCUGUGGCCGGGCCCCUGCCCGGCUCUUGGAGCUUAUCCCGAGCUGUCCGGUGGGUGCACAGCCCAGAAUACAGACUCCUGGGCGCGCGGCGGAUGAAGAAAGCGAACACGCGGCAGGACCAGCCCGCAGACCGCCUGACCCCCCAGACCCGCCGCACCCCCCUGCACCGGCAGCCGGGCCGCGCUCACCACCCUCCCUGACGGGUGCAGGCGUCAAGAAGAAUUCUUUGAACAGCUGCAUCCCGAGCAGACGGGCUUGGAGACAGGGACGGACACACCCCCGAGAAGAAACCUGCGGAGGCCAGGCCGGGGUGCACGGCCGCCCUGCUCGGCCCUGUCCCCGGGAGCCGGUUCUCCAGCCCCCCAUCCCGCCCCCAGCAGCAGGCCGCGGAAAUACUGCCCGGCAGCUCCUGUCUGUCGGGGACCGGCAGCUGCCGUCCCAGCUGGACGCCCCGUGCCCCCCGGGCACCUGCCAGAAGCGCUUGGGCGCCGAGCAGCCGCGGGGGACCCAGGUGACCGCACCUCACCUGUGCGGCCACCCGCUGAGGCCUCGGCCGCGGGAUGCCCGACCCUGCGCCCACAAGCCAUCGGCUGAGGCCCUGGGUGCCCCUGAGAGCCCCCCGUGCUGCUCACGACCCGAAAGGACUGUCCUGACGACGGGUGCCGUGCCUCCCCCCGUAACCCUUCUACGGGGCCCGGGCUCUAGGACGUAG